Messenger RNA from Culicoides brevitarsis, 2868 nucleotides. Its product is annotated as protein dopey homolog PFC0245c. The coding region runs from base 1214 to 2146 and encodes 310 amino acids. Lineage: Eukaryota; Metazoa; Arthropoda; Insecta; Diptera; Ceratopogonidae. Gene Ontology annotation, molecular function: growth factor activity. The transcript has 5 exons. The record is from RefSeq and is a predicted model, not a curated record.
UUUGCGUUCGAAUGGCAAUCGAAUAAUCGUGCAUUGCAUACAAACGAUUUCAAAAUAAAAGUAUAUUAUUCCUGACAGUAAAAAAUAAAAUAUUUAAGCGUCGGUUAGUGUCAAGAAAAAAAAAAGUUUUUCAUCAUAUCUUAUAUUUAUUUUGCAUGGUCAAUUGUAAAUAUCAAAAACUAUUUAUACAUUAUAUUAUAAUAAAAAAGACUGUUGUUUGCAUAUUAGUGAUUUUCUCUUUGAAUUUAUUCAUCGCCACUUUUGGUGAGGAAGCAUGAAUAAACCUUUUUAGGAGAAGAAAAGAAUUACUACAUAAGUGCAUAUUUUGUGAGCAUCGGGUGAAAUCUCAACGGCAGUUAUCAAAACAGAAAAUCAAAACUACCGACAGGUGUCCCUCAAUGACCGAAAUGAGCAACAAUGUUCAUUAAUAAAAAUGUGGACAGUGCAUGAAAAUAUUAGAAAAAGCUAAAACAAACAUUUGAAGUUUAACAUGCACGUUAAGUUUUAUGUGUAAAUACCUAGCAUAAUGAAGUAUGGUGUAGUAGAGUGAAAAAAUAAAUAAAAAACAAGUUUUACAGUAUUACACAUAUUUUGAACAACUCAACACACAUGUGAAUGCACGUUUAUUGUUAGAAGCAACACCAAUUGACCAAUUAUUUGUGGCUUUUAAAGUUUGAUUAAUUUACAUUUCUUUAGACAAUUAGUUAUAUGCGGACCGCUCUUUCAUAAAAUAUACCUAUUUGUAUGAAACUACGAAGCACGAGUGCAUAUUAUAAUAAGAAUUGUAAGAAACCUACUUACGAUACAACAUUUAUACGCAUUUGUUUGCUUAAUAAUAAAGAUUCUAUUGGUCGUACUAUCAAAGUAAAUAAGCAACACAAUACGACUCUUCUUCUAAUACUAAAUCUGUGUAUAAUUAAUCAUAAGGAACAUUUACAAUCGGUCAGAUAUGAAAUAAAAAAUCAUCACUUGAAAGAAAUUCAUUCAUAAGAUAAAAAAUAAUUCAUAUAAAUGAAGACAUAUCAAAAUUAGUGCAACCAUUUUAUUAUUUGAAGAAAGUGUUUAUCAAUCAAUUAAAAAAAAAAUAAAAAAAAAAUAUGCUGAGUUGAGCAUCAAAAUAUUCAUACAUAUAAAAAGUACAGUUGUGCAACAUAAACUGAUGUGACAAUUCAAUGAUAAACCAAAAAAGGUACAAUGAGGUCACCUAUAUACAAUGUUUCCAGAGUUAACCGCCAUUUCCAAGAUUUUAUGGAUCAUCACGGUCAUUGUUACAAGCGUAUUUUGCUCAAAUGUACAACUUUACUCGUCUUGUUCAAACAAACACGUGCAUGUGUACUCCAACGGUAGCGUUUUUGCAAAUGAUGAUUCUUUAACACCUCAAAUUUUGACUAUCUCGACUGAUAAAAUGUCGUCAAGAUUCCUUGUAACUUUGUACGCUCAAGAAGUCGGAAUGUAUUUGUGUUUUAACAAAAAAUGGAAAUUGAUGGGAUUUAAACGUCGGAGGGCUUGUUCGAGAUGUCACUUUGUUGAAACUAUGGUUCAAGGUUAUUUUAGAUAUGCAUCAGCUGAUGAUCCCACAAAGUUUAUAGGAUUUCGGAAGACUGGUAAGCCAGUUAGGCCAAUGAACAAAGAUCAAUCUUGCUACAAUUUCCGAAAACGAUCAUCCUUAACCACAUUCAAGACACAACCUAAAUUGCCUCCGCUCUGCGUACAUAGUAACAUUAGUAUUAAUAAUCAUAAUAAUAGUAAUAGUAAUUAUUUUCCUGUCAAUAAUCCAAACAAAGUAUUCUCAAAUUUGGCAAAUAAAAACCGUUUGCGAAACACAACUUUAUCCAGGGCAAAACAAAAGCGAAAAAAGCAUUUUGGUGGCUUAUUUUCAUCCAGCAACUACAAUGCACACAAAACUCCACAGUCCAACACUACUAGUUCAGCAUAUUUAAGCAAAGUCUAUGCUCAUAAUAAUAUAAAGAAUCCGAAAAACCUAGUCUCAAUAAAUACAGAAAAAAUUAUACAAAAUGGUUAUAAUGAAAAUGGUAACAAAUUUAUUAGUACACCAAAACAUAAAAUUAGGCAUUCCAAUUCCAGACAUCACCAUGCGAAGCGUAGUUCCAACCAAAAAGGUCUCGAAAUAGAGAGUUUUACUUAGUAUGAUGUCACAAGAAAUAUUUAAACUGAAAUCAAUCAUUCCAAAUUUAUUUAUAUUUUAGGCUGAUAUUUAUAAAAAAAAAUCAAUAUGUUAAGAAACAAUCCAACAUCUAGAAAGGGAUUGAAACUGAUACCGUACGCAUAGAAAGUAACAAGCUUCUGUUGAGAAACUUAGAUUUGUAAUCCAUUAAUAUAAGAUAAUUACAAGAUAAUCAAAAACAAUGUUAUUGUUGUAACAGCCUAUUUAAAAAUCACCAGUAUUAUUAAAUUUUAGUGCAAGAAUUUUCUUUGUAAGAAUACUAUUUUUAUAUUGUACUAUACUAUAUUGCAUUUGUAAUAGAAAAAUUAAUAAUAAUAAUUAUAUUAUAUUGUACAAUAAGGUGCCAUAAAUUAUAUUAAAGUUAAGAAAUACUAACAAAGUCAUCCAAAAGUGGUAUGACUGAAUUAAUGUUUGAUGAAAGAAAUAAUAAUAAAUCAUUGGUGCCAUACAUCCUGUAGUAUCGAUACUACAUUUAUAUAAAUAAUAUGUGUUUUACGUUAAAAUUGAACAAUAUUUGCCUCUUUUUUUCUCUUAGAACACAAAAAAUAUAAUUGCUACAAGCAGGGAGACUGAGAUUUAAUAAAUUGGUAGAGCCUUCAUUAAGAACUUCGAUCUAUUGAAAAAAAUAAGUAAAUAUAAAGAAUCAAUCAAUAUCACUAACUACUUGAUAUGUUAUUUAAAUA